Messenger RNA from Lolium perenne, 1991 nucleotides. RefSeq lists its product as uncharacterized. The record is from RefSeq and is a predicted model, not a curated record. Lineage: Eukaryota; Viridiplantae; Streptophyta; Magnoliopsida; Poales; Poaceae.
AAGUUGCCUAUUACUGAGCCUUUAACCUUUGAGAGAAAUGGACGUUGUGGCUCCAAGAAGAUCCCUCUAGGUGUGGUGUGUUCUUGAUCCUUCAUUUCCCCCGUCUCUUCGCUUUCAAGAUUUAUCCAGUGUUUCCUGUCAUCCCGAGGCUGAAAGAAAGGAAAAAAUACAUCUUCUUGUAGGUAGGACCUAACUGUCGCUUGGUUUAAACGCCGUGCGCAAUGGCCGGAGUUGAUCACGAAGGCGAGAUGGCCGCGCUGCGGGAGACUCUACGGCAGCAGAGUCUUGCCGUCGAGAUGCUCAAGGCCGAGCUGGAGGAGGAGAGGCAGGCGGCGUCCUCGGGGGCCGACGAGGCGCUGGCCAUGAUCCUGCGGCUUCAGGCGGAGAAGGCGGCGGUGCGGAUGGAGUUGGACCAGUUCCGGCGGGUGGCGGAGGAGAGGAUCCUGCACGAUGAAGACUCAAUGGCGUUCCUCAAGGCCGUCGUCUUCAGCCAGGAGAUGGACAUCAGCUCCCUCAAGAAGCGCCUGCUUGCCGUCUGCGUCAGCAACGACCAAUACGCAGCGGCCUCUGUCGGGGAUGGCGCCUUCGACCUCCCAUGGCUGAGGAGACUGGCCAGGAACGGCUUGAUGUCGGGGAGGAACGCCUCUCUCCCGGCGGCGCGGCUCGAGGAGUUGUGCUCAGAUCUCGGUGCCGCCGCCGGCGGCGAGUAUGGCGACACUAGACCGGCGAGGACGGUGUCGGAUAUAGGGGAGGUGAUACGGAGGGAAAAGGAGUGGGUGCGGUCCAACGUGAGCCACAAGGCGCCGCCGCGGCUGCAUCGGUCGGCCUCUCACCACCUCCGGCGGGUGCCGAGCUACUCCGCGCAAUGUGGCAUGCCUUUUCCAGCAGUCAAUGUCCACGACAAGUUUGAAGCACCGGAGAGCGUUGCUUCCCACGCCCCUCCGAGAUAUAGCAGAAGGUCUUCGCCGGAGAUAAUCUCCGAGGAAGACGAACUGCUCUCAUCGUCCAGGCGGCGCGGUGAUCGAGACGGCGUCAAGCCUAGAAACGAGCACGCGACCAUUUCUGAAUUGGGAGCUGGCAUAGAGCAGAUCAAAUGCAGUGUAAAGAAUCUCGCGACCGAGCUCAGCAGAACGAGCGAAACCAGCCUGUCCAGAGGCGACGCGCAGACGCAAUUGCUGGCCGAGAUCUGCGCAAAGCUUGACGCCAUAAGCAAGCAUCAGAUCAAUGGUGUUCAUGGAGAUGGAGACAAGAGAAACACUAGCAGAGAGCAAGGCAGUUCUUCCAAGGGGGUGAAUCUGCCACAGAGUGAGCUUCUGAUGAACCAUUUCAUUGAGGUAUGUGCCAUCAUCUCCUCUGCUCUCCUUGCUAGGCCCUUGCUCGCAUCCAUGUCAUUCUUUAGGUGCGUCCUCAUUUUUGUCUUAGCUGUGGUGUUCACAAAAGCUCUGAUGAGUUCAUAUUCACAAUGAGUUUCUUUAGGUGCUACCUCAUUUUUGUCUUAGACGCUAAAGUUAAUUCCCACCACUUCACAUUUUAGUCAGUUACAGUAUUGUACUACUAAGAAAACAUCUCUCUGAGACAAUGCUGAAACAAGAAAUUAAUAUUCUUCAGCAUUGUUGUUAUUCGGUUCCUCGAUAAACAUUAUAUAGUAUUUUGCCAUGGUCAAUUUAUUUUUGGGACUGAAAUUUGUGUCUGAUGAUCUGAGGUGUUGUAAACUUGUAAUAGAGCAUGUUUCUAGGAAAAUAUUCUACUUCUUCUGACUAUUCAUUUCCGAGGAUAAUACUUGAUUCUAUUUUUUAUCUAGAUUAAUCAAUGUAAAAGUCCUAUAUGUUUCUCUCUUUUAUUUUCCUGGAAAUGACAGUGCGCAAUGUGUGCUUUGUUAUACUACCUGAGCCCGAAUUGAAUCAAGAAGCACACAACUUUAUUUUUCCUUAUUCUUAACUUUUAUUUUGGUUGUCGUUUUUGUGGUCUUUUCGAUAAGUAUUUCUUAUCAA